This is a messenger RNA of Fukomys damarensis (Damara mole-rat), 1929 nucleotides long. RefSeq names its product putative DBH-like monooxygenase protein 2. The record is from RefSeq and is a predicted model, not a curated record. Gene Ontology annotation, molecular function: copper ion binding; dopamine beta-monooxygenase activity. The transcript is spliced from 13 exons. Gene Ontology annotation, cellular component: secretory granule membrane. The coding region runs from base 1 to 1860 and encodes 619 amino acids. Gene Ontology annotation, biological process: octopamine biosynthetic process; dopamine catabolic process; norepinephrine biosynthetic process. NCBI's taxonomy places the organism in Eukaryota, Metazoa, Chordata, Mammalia, Rodentia, Bathyergidae.
AUGGCCUGUAUCCUUCUCUUAAAGUUUUUCCUGCUUCUAACCCUCGCAGCCACCUCCCAAGGCAACCGCCUUGGCCCCACCUCUCGCUUGCGUUACUCCAGGUUCCUAGAUCCUUCCAAUGUCAUUUUCCUGCGCUGGGACUUUGACCUUAAGACUGAGGUCAUUGUUUUUGAGCUCCAGGUUCGAACGGCUGGCUGGGUAGGUGUGGGCACCACAAACCGCUACACCAUCGUGGGAGGUGAUCUGGUCAUUGGAGGAGUCCUGCCUGAUGGCAAUGUCUAUUUCUCGGAUCAACACCUUGUGGAUGAAGACACUCUAGAAGAGGAUGGGAGCCAGGAUGCUGAGCUGCUGGGGCUAACAGAAGAUGAUACCUAUACAACCAUGCGCUUUUCCAGGCCUUUCCGCUCCUGCGACCCUCAUGACCAGGACAUUACGAGUGACACGAUGCGAGUCCUGACUGCCUAUGGCCUGGAUGACACACUGAAGCUCAGGCGGGAGCGUACUUUUGUCAAGUCCAUCUUCCUGCUACAAAUAUUCCACCCUGACGAUCUGGAUUUCCCCAUGGACACCAUGAUCCAUGACUUGGAGAUCACCGAUUUUCUCAUUCCAGAGGAUGAUACCACCUAUGCCUGUACCUUUCUGCCUCUCCCCAUUGUCAGCGAGAAGCAUCACAUCUUCAAGUUUGAGCCCAAGUUGAUAGACCACAACGAGUCCAUGGUGCACCACAUCCUAGUGUAUGCCUGCGGCAAUGCCAGCACCCUCCCCACCGGCAUCAAUGAAUGCUAUGGAUUCGACCCUGCCUUCUCCCUCUGCUCACAGAUUAUUGUGGGCUGGGCUGUCGGAGGCCUUAGUUACCAGUUUCCAGAUGAGGUGGGCAUCUCUAUAGGGACUCCCUUGGACCCUCAGUGGAUCCGCCUGGAGGUUCACUACAGCAAUUUCCACAACCUACCUGGUGUGUAUGACUCCUCAGGGAUUCGAUUGUACUACACCACUCACCUGCGGAAAUACGAUAUGGGUGUCCUCCAGCUGGGCGUCUUGACUUUCCCCAUCCAUUUCCUACCCCCGGGUGCUGAGUCUUUCAUGUCCUAUGGGCUGUGUAAGACAGAGAAGUUUGAAGAGAUGAAUGGGGCCCCAGUGCCUGACAUGAAGGUAAUAGGCUACUUACUCCACACCCACCUGGCUGGGCGGGCUCUACAGACCGUGCAAUACAGAAAUGGAAGACAGCUCCGAACAAUCUGUAAAGAUGAUGCUUAUGACUUCAAUCUGCAAGAGACUAGAGAUUUACCUGGUGAUGUGGAGAUCAAGCCGGGAGAUGAAUUGCUGAUAGAAUGUAACUACCAGACUCUGGAUCGGGACUCCAUGACCUUUGGAGGAACCAGCACCCUUAAUGAGAUGUGUCUUGUCUUCCUCUUCUACUAUCCCCGAAAUAACAUCUCCAGCUGCCUGGGGUAUCCUGACAUCAGUCACGUGGUCCAGGAGCUUGGGGAAGAGGCUGCAGAAAGUCCCAUGGACAACCUGAUGGUCAUGAACAAUGUUGAGUGGACUCCAGAGAACAUUAAGACAGCUGAGAAAGCCUGCAAGGAGGCCAGGCAGACAGUGAUGCUCAAGACUAUUGACGAGUUGAUAGAAAACACCACAGGCUGGAUUCCUGACAUCAUCCCUACACCUCGGGGUCCCUGUUUGGAGUCCUCUGGAGGCAAAGUGGAGCCCCAAGACCAGACCCUUGCAGGCUUCCGGGAUGCACCAGGAGCCCUUUCUGGCUCCAACACAGCUACCCUGAGAAGCAUCCACCUGGCUGCCCUCUUGUUCCUGCAGGGCACUGUCCCAUGGCUCCUUGCCAUGCUGCAGACUGGAAUCUGAUUCUUUGUUGUCUUGCCACAUACCCAGAGCCCUCUCUCUUCAACCCUCCCCUUACCAUCAAAUACAGAA